UCGCAGUAAAAAGUUUAAAAUGGAAAAUGUGUACUUCAUAUAUGAUCAGUACAAUAACGUGCCAUUUUGAUACGUUGACCCGAUCGAUCCAGUGUCCAAAAAAGAUGGACAAUAUUAUUAAUUGUUGGGGGGUGUAGUGUGGACCGUGGACAGCUCGCAAGUCAACUGGAUCUUAUCUCCUCCCAUCUUCUUCUUCUUGUAUUAUAAAAAUGCACUCUUGAAGAUCAAAAACUACUCCAUAACCAUUUUUCCCUCAAAACAGAAACACCAAAAUGGAGACCAAAUCCCUUUCCUUUCUUCUGAUUGUUGUGCUUUGGCUUUGCAACACUUUCUUGAUCUGCUCUUCAUCCACCGCCAAACAACAACAACAACAACAACCCGACCCGGUACUCGACAUCGACGGAAAACCCCUCCGGACAUCCGGAAAAUACUACAUUCUUCCGGUCAUCCGGGGCCGGGGAGGUGGGCUCACCCUAUCCAGCUCCGACAACCUAACAUGCCCUCUCUUCGUAGCCCAGGACCCGUUCGAGGUCAACUUCGGCCUUCCCGUAAUCUUCUCCCCGGCAAAACCCACAAAAGGCGGCGCAGUGCGGGUUUCCAGCGAUCAGAACAUCAGGUUCGACGCAGCCACCAUCUGCGUCCAGUCAACGGUGUGGAAGCUCAGCUACGACGAUGGGCUGAAACAGUACUUUGUGGUCAGCGGAGGUGUGCAGGGAAAUCCGGGGCCUAAAACAUUAGACAACUGGUUCAAGAUUGAGAAAUUCAAUAGGGAAGAUGGUUCUGAUAAGAAGAAGAGCAGGCGGGAGGAUUAUAAGCUGGUGUUUUGCCCCACGGUUUGUAACUAUUGCAAAGUCAUUUGCAGAGAUGUUGGGAUCUUUAUCCAGAACGGAACCCGACGUCUUGCUCUCAGUGAUGUUCCCUUUAUGGUUCAGUUCAAAAAGGCUUGAUUACAACAUUAAUUCCUCUGCCCCACGGAAUUUACAUCCAUAUCUCUUUGUUGUUCUACUUUUCUUUCAUCCAUGCCCAACUGAAUAAACUUUCUCUGUAUACUGGAUAUAUAUAUAGAGAGAGAGAGAGAGAGAGAGUGUAAUUUGAUUUCGUUUCUUCUUUUCAUGAUUUCAUUUCAACUCAUCAUUUAUGGUAAAAACAUUGGCC
Messenger RNA from Oldenlandia corymbosa var. corymbosa, 1155 nucleotides. The record is from the annotation of a GenBank genome assembly. NCBI's taxonomy places the organism in Eukaryota, Viridiplantae, Streptophyta, Magnoliopsida, Gentianales, Rubiaceae.